UAGCAUCAUUUGGCACCCGAAUUAAUUAAGGCCAUGGACGCGGAGAGAGUGUCUCUUGUGCGAAAAGAUUUUUGUCGAUCGAAAUCAAGCGUUCACGACGAAUUACAUAGCUUCAGGUCAUGGCUGCGGUGGAUGUGCGUUGAUCAAUCCACAUGGCCGACGUUUUGCCUCUCAUGGUUGGUCUUCAUCAUCUUCACCUUCCUUAUCCCUGGUCUCUCCCAUUUCUUCCUGGCGUGUAGCAAUUGCGAUAAUCGACAUGCGAGGCCUUAUGAUAGCCAUGUGCAGCUCUCUCUCAGCAGCAUUGCUGCGCUUUCCUUUGUUUGCCUCUCCCAGUUUGUUAGGACUUAUGGACUUCGUAGGUUUUUGUUCUUUGAUAAGCUUUGUGAUGAAAGUGAGACCGUUCGCAGGGGUUAUACCCAACAAUUCCAUAGCUCGCUUACAAUACUCUUCAUAUUUGUUGCACCAUGUUUUACUGCUGAGGCUGCAUAUAAGAUCUGGUGGUACACUUCGGGUGCCACCGCCAUUCCAUUCUUGAUCAAUGCUAUGGUGAGCGAUGCUGUAGCCUGCACCUUGGAGCUUGCAUCCUGGCUCUAUAGAACCGUAGUCUUCUUCCUGGUUUGUAUCCUCUUCCACCUUAUCUGUCAUCUACAAAUCCUUCGUCUCCAAGAUUUCGCUCAGGUCUUCCAUGUGGACUCCGAUGUAGAGUCUGUGUUGAAUGAACACCUCAGAAUCAGGAGACAUCUACGCAUUAUAAGCCACAGGUACCGCAUUUUUAUACUCUGGGCCCUCAUCCUUAUCACUAUCAGUCAAUUCACAUCACUCCUUGACACCACGCGGCCCAAAGCAGAUCUCAGCAUUUUCAAAACCGGUGAAGUUGCAUUGGUUUCUGUAAGUUUGCUUGCUGGGCUAAUGAUACUACUGAGGAGUGCCACAAGGAUCACUCAUAAGGCCCAAGGGGUGACAUGCCUGGCUGCUAAGUGGCAUGUGUGUGCAACCAUUGAGUCCUUUGAUCCACCCGAUGCAGCAGACACAGAAACCCCACCUGCAGUGGGAAACCAAGUUUUUCGACCUGAUGCAUCAUCAUCUGAUAAUGAGGCCGGUAGCGAAGAUGGGUUAGACAGCAUCAAACUCAUACCCGCGUAUGCUUAUAGUACCCUCUCAUUCCAGAAGAGGCAGGCCUUAGUUACAUAUUUUGAAAACAAUCCAGCGGGGAUAACGGUGUUUGGAUUCAUGCUGGAUAGGAGUUCAGUGCACACUAUAGUAAUGAUAGAAAUGUCACUGGUGUUGUGGUUGCUUGGAAAGACUGUUGGUAUCUCUUAA
This is a messenger RNA of Helianthus annuus (common sunflower), 1320 nucleotides long. RefSeq lists its product as uncharacterized. Lineage: Eukaryota; Viridiplantae; Streptophyta; Magnoliopsida; Asterales; Asteraceae. The record is from RefSeq and is a predicted model, not a curated record. Bases 34 to 1320 code for a protein of 428 amino acids. The transcript has 4 exons.